UAAUGAUGAGUACACAUAAUGUAUUCCAAACUUGUUUUAGACAUAUUGUCUCCCCACAUCUUCAUUGCUAAUCCACUUUUCACAUCUCCAUCAUUCACAUCACUAUUUACGACUUAACGCUCCAGAUCAUUCCACGUCUCCCCCUCUUUCCAUCCUCUUUACCACACCCAAUCCCUUUCCCCCCACUCCUUAUAUAUAUAUAUAUAUACACGCACUCACACAAAUGUUAUGUUAUGUGUAACGGACACUUCAUGCAAACCAAAUGACGAUGGAGUCUCGCCGGGAAAAUGGCUCCUCCGCUGAGAUUUUUUCCUUUCCGAGCACUCCAGUUCUGGAUCAGGAUUCCGAUUUCGAAUUUGGAUCCAUUACUCCUGAUUCUCCUUCUACUUUCAACAAUUCUCCCGCUGAUCAUUUGUUCGUUAAUGGCCGUCUCUUGCCUCACUCUUUUCCGCCACAGCCGAUUAGUGUUUACGCUGUUGAUCUUGCUUCUCGUCAGACCAGCAGAACGAGCAGUGUCGGGAGUAAGGACUCAUUCAUGUCGUCGCGAAGUAAUAGCACUAAUAGUAGGAGCAGUAGCAGUUGCGGCAGCAGUACUAGCGCGAGGACGAGUUCGAGCGAUAAUAGUAAUAAUAAUAAUAAUUUGGAGAUUAGAUCCUCGAGAUUCUCUUCGUAUCAGAAGAAAUCGCAGAAAUCGUCUGUUUCCGCUCAAGUGUACGGAUCGUGUCAGAGAUGGCAGUUCAUCGCAUCGGUGUCUGUACCGACGUCGCUGAGUCGGGAGAAUUCGAGAAGGAAGAAGUCUGUGGAGAAAAUUGGGGGAAAAUCGGAUUUGAGGAGGAAGAAGAGGCGGGCGGAGAAAACAUCGACGGCGAGGAAGAAAAAAAAGAAGAAGAAGAAGAAGAAUAUGUGGUUCGGAAGGAAGGUUUUCCGAUGGAUUAUACUGGUUUGUAAGGAAUGUCAUGCGAUCGAACCGUCGAGGAAGGAUGAGAUUGCGAGGAAGUCGAAAUUGACGACGAUGACGACGAAGCCGCAGAGUAAUUGAAUUUAAUUAUUAUUGAUUUAUAGUUUCUUCUGGAUUUUGCCUCUUGCUGAUGAUAUAUGAUCUGGUUUUUCAUCUAUCUCUUAAUUUCGGGAAUUUACUUUUCUUCAAUUGUUGGCGUUUUUUUUUUUUUUUUUUGUUGAUAUGAAUAUGAUCUCAAUGAUCUCUCCCUCUCUCUCUCUCUCUCUCUUUACAAUGUUGAGUAGCAGAGAAUUAAAGUUUGUUAAUAAUUUGUAAUGAUAUAUAUGAAUUGAAGAUGAUCUAUAUGAUGAGUUUUUAACAUGA
Molecule: messenger RNA, 1321 nt
Organism: Cucumis sativus (cucumber)
Lineage: Eukaryota; Viridiplantae; Streptophyta; Magnoliopsida; Cucurbitales; Cucurbitaceae
Product: probable membrane-associated kinase regulator 3
Exons: 1
Coding region: 263-1039 (258 amino acids)
Cellular component (GO): plasma membrane
Molecular function (GO): kinase inhibitor activity
Source: RefSeq, a predicted model, not a curated record